AUGGGGAAAUACAUAAAGAAGGGAAAGAUCGCGGGCGAGGUCGCCGUCAUGGAGGUCUCGCACCAGUCCUCACUCGGCGUCCGCACCAGGGCCAGAACCUUGGCUCUCCAGCGACUUCAAAGGGCCUCUUCUCCAACCCCCUCCCCCUCCACGGCGGCCGAGAACGACGACGGCUCCUACCUCCAACUCCGAAGCAGGAGGCUGGAGAAGGCUCUGGUCGCGGCAACCAGAACCAAGGAGAAGGACAGCUUCAAGGACGGCUCCAAGCCGGGCAACCCAGGGAAAACAUCCCCCGACCCAGCAAGCACUAGGCCCAGGUUAUCAGCUUGCUCCGCGAAUUCUGUGCCCGCGACGAAGGGCUGCACGCAGAAUAGUACGAGAGGGUGGGAGGAACUGGAGGCGGAGGCAUCGCCGGACAACGACGGCGUCGAGGCGUCAUCCGGGGAAAAUGUCCUGGAAUUCGACCCUCAAGACCGGUGAGUUUCGUUUUUUUCAUUUCGCCAUGUAUUAUGAAUAUAAUUAGCCCUAAAUUUCGGUGAGGGAAUGAGCCUUUACCCCGCUGACAUCGUUCCGGUUCCCCGGCCAUCUGCUUAAGUUUUAACUGAUUUCCGACAUCUCUCUUAUGUUUCCUCUCCUUGUAAGACCUUAUCACACCUUUUGGUUCUUCGAAUCUUCCUUUUUUUCUUCUGAUUUUGUCUACAAGAAUUUUUUCUCCCAGACUCUUAACUGAAUCAUUUCUCUUUUGGGUUGCGGUUUAAAGCUCUUCUAUUCGUGAUUUUGCCCCUUUUCUCUUCUGUCUUUUAUUUAUCCAUCGUCUCUCUUUCUCUCUCUCCCCCUCUCUCACAGAACCAAUUAAAUAUAUGCAUGUAGAUUUUUGUAUGUUAUCUCUGGCGAACGGGUUCCUGGUUCAUCUUUUCCUUUGUUUCGAUUCUGGACGGUGACUCCCUUAGUGGAUUACGGUCGCAUUUUCUCCGUUUUGAUAAGCCCGAGUAUUGGUCUCCACCCUAAGUAUCUUGCAUACUCUUUUUUUUUUCCGAGUGUCGUCAUCGACAGAGCAUCCCUGUCUGCAUCGCUCUUCGAGAUCAUCGUUUUCGGAUCAAAGUUGGCCUAUUUCUUUGGUUUACUCAUCCUAUUUCUUACCGUUGAGAUUGGUCGGGCGGACUAGUCGGGUUUUUCAUUGCAAGUGGGUUUGAAUAUCUCGUCAUGGAAUGGACCUUCCACUCUGUUUCUCCGGCAUAAGCCUUCUUGGAUUCACCGAAUCCGGGAGCGGUUUACUGCGUGGAAAUAGGAAAUGGGUCACUUCAACGAUGCUUAGAUACAAAGCCCUUUCCGAGUUUUCAUCAGAGAAUGCUCUUUCUAGAAACCCAGGUCGGAUUUUGAAGCAAGGACGGGUCUAGAAACUCACUUUUGUAACUUCUGAAAUGCCCUGUACUUGGGUUUGACUCUUUCUCCAGCCGAGCUUGCAUCAGAUAUGGUGGACCUUUCUCCCAUCAUUGGCAGAAAUCGUGAAGAGAUUUUGGCCAGGCGGCGGAGAUCGAUCGUAUUUGGUCAGUCAAAAUCUCUCUGAUGGAAUAAUCUAAAUUUUCUACCUUUGCAGGAGCGCCAGGGAGACGACGCCUUGCAGCAGCUUCAUCAGGGAUUCGGAGGCGGCGGGCACGCCGGGCUCUACCACGAGGCGGAGGACCACACCUGCCGCGAGGCAGCGCGCGACGCGCAGGAGCAUUCCCACCUCCGAGAUGGAAGAAUUCUUCGCAGGCGCCGAGCAAUGGCAGCAGAGAAUAUUCACGGAUAAGUACGUCUCUUCUUCGCCUCCUCCGUAUUCUUCUCCUGUUCCUCUUACUUCUCUUCGCUGGUUUUCUCAUAUUCUCCGUGGGAUUCUUCCCUUGUCUCGCCGCAGGUACAACUUCGAUCCGGUGAAUGAUUGCCCCCUCCCCGGUCGAUACGAGUGGGUGAGGCUGGAUUCGUAG
Molecule: messenger RNA, 1967 nt
Organism: Spirodela intermedia
Lineage: Eukaryota; Viridiplantae; Streptophyta; Magnoliopsida; Alismatales; Araceae
Source: the annotation of a GenBank genome assembly